Messenger RNA from Scheffersomyces coipomensis, 2843 nucleotides. RefSeq names its product Opt8p (gene OPT8). Lineage: Eukaryota; Fungi; Ascomycota; Pichiomycetes; Serinales; Debaryomycetaceae. The coding region runs from base 370 to 2565 and encodes 731 amino acids. Gene Ontology annotation, molecular function: oligopeptide transmembrane transporter activity. The transcript has a single exon. Gene Ontology annotation, cellular component: fungal-type vacuole membrane. The record is from RefSeq and is a predicted model, not a curated record.
UGUUUCCAGUAACAUCCUCCUCCCUAAUUGUGUCAAGUUGUCAACGCUAUCGCAAAUUAAUUCCUAAAACGACAUUAUCUCCCUCACGAUGAAAAAAAAGUUUUAUCUGUGAGAGAGGGAGAGAUUUGGGGGAAAAGCUUACUAAUUAAGUAAUCAAAUUGCUAAUCGAAAAAUUCAUCUGUUUUGUACGGCAUCUACAUACAAAACCAUAUAAUUUGAAUCUAAAUCAUCAACCAUAUCUUACUUCUUUUGAUUUUUCAUUAUUUAUUUAUUUCAGUAGUUUUUCACGUGUCAUAGUACAGUUAGAGAAAGAGUUACUAAGUGGUAUGGUCUGGGAUAGUACAACCAUCAUCAAUAUACUAAUAUAAUAUGUCAAACGAUAGUUUGCCUAUACGGAGAGAUGAAGGAGGAGGAAGUGGUGUUGACGGUUUAGAAUCUGAAGCUUUCACUAUAAGAGCAACUGCUUCAAGAGUUCUGCAAAAACAACCAUUGUCAUAUAGUGAAAAACUUGCAUUACCUCAAAUCACGCUAAGAGCAACCAUAGUUGGAUUAUUCAUAGGUUCAAUUGUAUUGGUAUCAAAUUUUCAAUUUGGUUUACAAACUGGUUGGGUAUCUAUGAUGUCUUUACCAGCUGCUCUUUUAGGAUUUGCCAUUUUUAAAGUCUCACCUUAUUCAAAUUCAUUCACUGAUGUCGAAAAUGUUUAUGUUCAAAGUGUGGCUGUAGCUGUUGGUACUGGACCUUUAUGUUAUGGUUUAAUUGGUAUAGUACCUGCUAUUGAAAAAUUCUUAACAGCUGAAGAAUCAGGAUUAGGUCGUACCCUUAAUUUCAGUUUAAUCGAUUUAAUGGUAUGGUCUCUUGGUCUUGGAUUAUUCGGGGUCUUCUUUGCUGUACCAUUAAGAAAUCAAGUCAUUAUUAAAGAAAAAUUACCAUUUCCAUCCGGAAGUGCAACAGCAACUUUAAUUUCAGUUAUGCAUGGUACUGAAAUUUAUUCAGAUGAAGAUGAAAAACAUGUUGUUAAAAACAACACUAAUAUUAAUUCAAAACCUAAUUUAUCCCAAGAUAUAGAGCAAUAUCUCGUUCAGGAUGAGCCAGAACAACCAUCAUCAUUACCAGCUUCAAAAAUCAACUCAUAUUCAUCAAACCUUCAUUCAUUAGUGAUAACAUUCUUAGUAUCUGCAGCAUACACCUUGUUAUCGUUCUUUUUCCCUGUUCUUAAAAACAUCCCCAUCUUUGGUUCAUACUUAUCCAACCAAUAUAAAUGGAAUUUCCAACCUUCUCCAGCAUACAUUGGUCAAGGUAUAAUCAUGGGUUUACCUACCGUAUCAUAUAUGUUAUUUGGUGCCAUCUUAGGAUGGGGGAUCUUAGCUCCAUUAUCCAAAUAUAAAGGAUGGGCACCUGGUGAAAUCGAUGAUUGGAUUCAUGGUGGUCAAGGAUGGAUCUUAUGGAUCAGUUUAAGUGUUAUGAUUAGUGAUUCUAUUAUUUCAUUCGUGAUUGUCGCUUUUAAGUCCAUUAGAAAUGGGAUUAAAUUCCUUACCGACCCAAGAAAUAGUGAUUAUGAUUCGGUUCAAACCGUGGAGAUGGAACAAUCAUUAUUAACUGAUGAUGAUAGAGAUUCAAAUGAAGAUCCUUCAAAUAGUACUUAUUCACCAAAGGAUCAAGCUGCUACUGUAAUUGUCACUCCAACAAGAUUAGAACUUCAAAAGGAUUACUUGGUCAGUAAUAAAAUUACAUUCUUUGGUAUAAUCUUAUCAUCUGUACUUUGUAUCAUAUCUAUCAAAAUCGUUUUCGGUAAUAUUGUUCCAAUUUAUGCAGCUGUGGUAGCUAUUAUCUUGGCAUUAUUUUUCUCAGUGUUAGGAGUAAGAGCUUUAGGUGAAACUGAUUUAAAUCCCGUUAGUGGAAUUGGAAAAUUAUCUCAAUUAAUCUUUGCCAUGGUUGUUCCUCGUGAUCAUCCAUCUAAGAUUUUAAUCAAUUUAGUUGCUGGUGGUGUUGCUGAAGCCGGUGCCCAACAAGCAGGAGAUUUAAUGCAAGAUUUGAAAACGGGUCAUUUAAUCGGUGCAUCUCCAAAAGCUCAAUUCGUAGCUCAAAUCAUCGGAACCUUAUAUUCAGUCGUUCUCAGUUCAGUCAUGUAUAAAGUUUACAAUUCAGUAUACACUAUCCCUAACGAUAUGUUUAGGAUACCGACUGCCAUCAUUUGGAUUGAUUGUUCAAGAUUAGUCACCGGACAAGGAUUACCUCCUAAAGCAUUUGAAUUCUGCAUGGUAUUCGGAGUAAUCUUUGGUAUAAUCUCAUUAUUAAAAAACACCAUCCCACCCACUUCAAAAUAUCAUAAAUAUUUAAUAUACCUCCCAAGUGGAGUUGCAGUUGGGAUUGGGAUUUAUAAUUCUCCAAAUUUCACAUUGGCAAGAUUCAUCGGAGGUGUGAUUGCUUAUUGGUGGAUCCAUCAUAAAUCUCAAAAUAAAGAUAGAAUCGGUAUGAUUAUCUUUAGUAGUGGUUUAGUGCUUGGUGAAGGUUUAUUAAGUGUUUUCACUAUGCUUUUAACUAGUAUGGGAGUUAGACACUUUUAAAAGAAAGAAAGAUAGAUAGAGGGACUCAUAUAGAUUGUCAUUUAUUUUUUUUUCAUUCAUUCGUUAGAUAGUUAUUUAAUUUAUAGACACUUACUUAGGUAAUAUAUUUACAUUUAUCGAUAAUUCUUGUAUCUUUGGUAGAUAUUGUCUUUGUGUUGUGUUAUUGUCUUUGUUGUUGGCCUGUUAGGGUUGCUCCUGUAGUUAUAUUUUGUAUGUUGUCUGUAUCUGUCGAUGAAGGAUGCAAAAAGAACUGGAGAGUAUUCAGAUUCUAGAGUGUG